Molecule: messenger RNA, 3388 nt
Organism: Octodon degus (degu)
Lineage: Eukaryota; Metazoa; Chordata; Mammalia; Rodentia; Octodontidae
Gene: Trak1
Product: trafficking kinesin protein 1
Exons: 17
Coding region: 755-3355 (866 amino acids)
Biological process (GO): neurogenesis; endosome to lysosome transport; anterograde axonal transport of mitochondrion
Cellular component (GO): dendrite
Molecular function (GO): GABA receptor binding
Source: RefSeq, a predicted model, not a curated record
CUUUGUUCCCUUCGCGCUGUCAGUUCGCCCCCUCUGCCCUCUCCCCUACCGCUUUCUCGCCCCGUUCUCCAUUCUCCUGCUCCUCACUCUGCCCGCCCCUCCUCGGCUGCUUCCCGUCUUGUCCUCUGAGCCUCCUUUACGUAACCCCGUGUGAAACUAGAAAAGAACAAGAAGAAAGUUUGCCUCUCUUAGAUUAGAAGUGCACCUUGGCCCUUCACAGAAAGUGAGGCGGGCAGGUUUCCUGUAAGCUGCCCCUCCAGGUGCACUGCCCCUCCCGGGGACUGCCCACCCGCCUGUCCCAGACUCCGGCAGCGGGGCCCCCGAUGGCAGUGGGCACCUUACCCUGAAACCUGCCAAGCUGGACGCCACAGCUCCGCACGACGACACUUCAGCCAGCCCCGUGCCCCCUUCGGAGGUGUGCAGCCAUGCAGCCCUAGCCUGCAGCCCAGGCAUCCCCGAGGAGCACUAUGUGAGCGAGGCUGUGGAUGAUGCCGCCAGCUGCAGAGGGCAUCGGGAUGCCUGCACCAUUACCGAUGUGUGCAACAGUACCAACCUCCCCGAAGUGGAGAUCAUCAGCCUGCUGGAGGAACAGCUGCCCCAUUAUAAGCUGAGAGCUGACACCAUCUAUGGUUACGACCACGAUGACUGGCUCCACACGCCCCUCAUCUCCCCAGAUGCCAGCAUCGACCUCACCACCGAGCAGAUUGAGGAGACGCUGAAAUACUUCCUUCUCUGUGCUGAGAGAGUUGGCCAGAUGACUAAGACAUACAAUGACAUAGACGCUGUCACUCGGCUUCUUGAGGAGAAAGAGCGGGACCUGGAGCUGGCCGCACGCAUUGGCCAGUCACUGCUGAAGAAGAACAAGACCCUCAGCGAGCGGAACGAGCUGCUGGAGGAGCAGGUGGAGCACGUCCGGGAGGAGGUCUCCCAACUCCGCCAUGAGCUGUCCAUGAAGGAUGAGCUGCUGCAGUUCUACACCAGCGCGGCAGAGGAGAGCGAGCCUGAGUCUGUCUGCUCUACCCCGCUGAAGAGGAACGAGUCAUCCUCCUCUGUGCAGAAUUACUUCCACCUGGACUCUCUUCAGAAAAAGCUAAAGGACCUGGAGGAGGAAAAUGUCGUUCUGCGGUCCGAGGCCUGCCAGCUGAAGACUGAGACCAUUACCUACGAGGAGAAGGAGCAGCAGCUGGUGAACGACUGUGUGAAGGAGCUCAGGGAUGCCAACGUGCAGAUUGCUAGCAUCUCAGAGGAGCUGGCCAAGAAGACGGAGGAUGCUGCGCGCCAGCAGGAGGAGAUCACGCACCUGCUCUCGCAGAUCGUGGAUCUGCAGAAGAAAGCCAAAGCUUGCACAGUGGAAAACGAGGAGCUUGCGCAGCACCUGGGGGCCGCGAAGGAUGCUCAGCGGCAGCUCACGGCCGAGCUGCGCGAGCUGGAGGACAAGUAUGCGGAGUGCAUGGAGAUGCUGCACGAGGCCCAGGAGGAGCUGAAGAACCUGCGCAACAGGACCGUGCCCGGCACCACGGCCCGGCGCUACCACUCGCUGGGCCUCUUCCCCAUGGACUCCCUGGCAGCGGAGAUCGAGGGCACCAUGCGCAAGGAGCUGCAGCUGGAAGAGCCCGAGUCGCCAGACGUUGCGCACCAGAAGCGCGUCUUUGAGACUGUGAGGAACAUCAACCAGGUGGUCAAGCAGAGGUCGCUGACCCCCUCGCCCAUGAACAUCCCCGGCUCCAACCAGUCCUCGGCCAUGAACUCCCUGCUGUCCAGCUGUGUCAGCACCCCCCGGUCCAGCUUCUAUGGCAGUGAUGUGGGCAACAUCGUCCUGGACAACAAGACCAACAGCCUCAUCCUGGAGACCGAGGCGGUCGACCUGGGGCCAGAUGAGCACAUGAAGAAGCCAGGCACGCCGGGUACUCCGGGCACCCAUGACCUGGAAACAGCGCUGAGGCGGCUAUCCCUGCGCCGCGAGAACUACCUGUCGGAGAGGAGGUUCUUCGAGGAGGAGCAGGAGAGGAAGCUGCGGGAGCUGGCGGAGAAGGGCGAGCUGCGAAGCGGCUCCCUCACUCCCACCGAGAGCAUCCUGUCUCUGGGCACCCACUCGCGUCUCUCGGAGCUCACCGGCUUCUCGGGCAUGUCUUUCAGCAGUCGCUCCUACCUGCCAGAGAAGCUGCAGAUCGUAAAGCCCCUGGAAGGUUCUGCCACCCUGCACCACUGGCAGCAGCUGGCCCAGCCUCACCUUGGGGGCAUCCUGGACCCCCGGCCUGGGGUGGUCACCAAGGGCUUCCGAACAUUGGACGUCGACCUGGACGAAGUGUACUGCCUUAACGACCUGGAGGAGGAUGACACAGGUGACCACAUUCCCCUCCCGGGCCUAGCUACCUCCACGCCGGUGCAGCACCCAGAGACCUCAGGUGAGAGGUCCCGGGCACGCGUGACUGUCCCAAGCAGCAGGAGCUCCCCCGAGGAGAUGCAGGAGCCGCCCGAGCCCGCGGAGGAGGAGGGGUCUGCGAACCACCCCGGGAAGUGCAUGUCCCAGACCAACUCCACCUUCACCUUCACCACCUGCCGCAUCCUGCACCCCUCCGACGAGCUCACUCGGGUCACACCAAGCCUUAACUCCGCCCCGACUCCGGCCUGCGGCAGCGCUGGCCACCUAAAGACCUUGCCAGUGGCCACACCGUGCACUCCGCGAAGGCUGAGUCUGGCCGAGUCCUUCACCAACGCCCGUGACUCCACCACCACCAUGAGCACGUCGCGGGGGCUGGUGUGGCUGCUGAAGGAGCGGGGCAUCUCGGCCGCCGUGUACGACCCCCAGAGCUGGGACCGCGCGGCUCGGGGCUCCCUCCUGCACUACGCGCCCCGGAUGGCCGUGAUCCCCUCCACGCCGCCCAACUCGCCCCUGCAGACGCCGGCUGGCUCCCCGCCCACCUUCGAGUUCAAGUGCACCAGCCCACCGUACGACACCUUCCUGGCGUCCAAGCCGGCCAGCUCCAUCCUGCGGGAGGUACGGGAGAAGAAGGGCGUGCGCAGCAGUGGGAGCCAGACUGAUGUGUCUGUGGGCAACCUCAACCUCGUGGACAAGGUCCGGCGCUUCGGUGUGGCCAGGCCACUGAGCUCAGGGCGGGCCCACGGCCCUGCCUUGGCUGAGGACCAAGGCCCGCUGCUCUGCGUGCCACCCGGGGUCCCCGAGGGCCUGCCACUGGGCUGCCCAGCCCCGCCCGGCGCCGGCGCCGUGGGCAUCCGCAGGAACCGCAGCUUGCCCGCCAUGGUGGGCUCCAGCAUGCAGAUGAAGGCGCCGGCCACGCUCACCCCAGCCGUGCUGAUGGGUGCGAAGCUCCCUGCGCAGACCGGCUUGCGGUGAGGGAGUCGUGGUGGGCCCCGCCAGGCACUGCCC